Messenger RNA from Trifolium pratense (red clover), 1070 nucleotides. RefSeq lists its product as uncharacterized. The record is from RefSeq and is a predicted model, not a curated record. The transcript has 2 exons. Bases 92 to 880 code for a protein of 262 amino acids. Lineage: Eukaryota; Viridiplantae; Streptophyta; Magnoliopsida; Fabales; Fabaceae.
AUAAAAAAAACUAAAUAAACAACGUCUCUACAUUAUUUGACUCGCCGGUUGUUGUUUCCUUUCAUCGCGGCGACGGUGGUGGAAAUAAGCAAUGGAUGUUGACGAAGCAGAUAACACAGUUUUAGCUUCGGUCGGGCUCAAUUCCCCAGUUUUUCGGCAGAAUGGAGUUUUUUCUCCUGAAGAUCUUGCUUGGGUUGAUUCCUGUCUAAAUAAUGAUUUCGACAUUUCAGAAAGUGAUUGGAUCCCUUUGAGAGAUGCUUUGUUAGAAAUUAUCAGUUCCCAAUCUCAAUCCUUCGGCGUCGAUGGUGGAGAAGACAAUGAAAGUCACCCCUACAGAGAGGAGAAUAAUAUGACUUUAGAACUCAAUCAGCAACCUUCAACUUCUGAUGCAGAGCGUUUGCCAAAUCCUUCUUCUACUUAUGAUGUUAGCCUAAUAAGUAUGGCUACAGAAACAACCAGUGAUGAAAUUCCCGACAAUGAAUUGAAUGGGACUUUGCCGUCUUCAACUUUUUCGGGAAAUCCUUUUCUCCCAACUUAUAAUGAAGACCUGAAGUAUAAUGAAACAUUUGAUUAUGGACUUAACUUGGAUUCUGCAAAUUAUGAGAUGGAGCAGACAUCUGAGAAUAUCUUCAAAGUCUGGGAUUUGGAUUCUGUAACUGAUGAGCUGGAGCAAGCAUCUGAGAACAUAUUCAAAGUAUGGGAUUUGGACAUUCCAUCUGAGGAAGGUGAGCUAGUUAAACAAUUGAAAAAAGCCCUGUCGGAGAAUUCUUUGCGGACGGAGCCAUCAGCUUUUGAUGUUUCCGGGAAGGACCUGAAGGAAGUGUCACUUGAUGAUCUUAUUGCUGGCAUUGCUGAUUUGUCUCUAAAUAAGAAAGUUUAGUGUUCGUUGAUUUAUUUUCGUUUAGAUUCUAGUCUAACUAUUUUCGCUCUAUAUUUCAAAACUUUUCUUGCAGCACCUCAGGUUGAGUUUUUGUUUUUCUUUUAUUAUUUCAUCUUGAACAAUUAUGACUGAGGCCUCUACUAUCAGAGCAUUGUGUUUGAUGUCAUUGUUGUACAGAGAUUUAGACUUA